This is a messenger RNA of Arachis duranensis, 698 nucleotides long. RefSeq lists its product as uncharacterized. The annotation marks the transcript as partial. The transcript has 4 exons. Lineage: Eukaryota; Viridiplantae; Streptophyta; Magnoliopsida; Fabales; Fabaceae. The record is from RefSeq and is a predicted model, not a curated record.
GUUUUCUACAUACGCCAUUCUUGCCGCCGUUCUCGCCGUCGUUCUCGCUGCCGUUUCCACUUCCGGCGCCGUUACCACUUCGGCCGUGUCUAUUGCAGUAGAGAGCUUCUGGAUCAAGCCACAUCUUCUAUCAACGUGUUUUCAGAUCUGUUCUCUCUAUCUGUAGUUGCUGCCACUGUUGCCAUCGCAGUUUGCGCCGCCGUUGCUGCCACAGUUUCUACCGUCGAUGACACCGUAGUUGCCGUAGUACAACGCAUUUGCAGAUCUGUUCACUCCCGAGCUUCUUCUUCAACGCUGCUUUCUCUCACUCCAAUUUCCCCUUUAAACUGCCGGUGGGCAACAGGCAGUGAUAUGCAGGAAACAACAGGAGCUGAACCUCAAACUCAAAGCUUCUGCUUCCAGAGCUCAACCGUACGCUAUGGUGGUGCUAAUGGAACAUACUAUACUUCGUCAACGACAAGGAGGACCGGCAGUGAUGGGGUGACAUUUAAAGUGGCCAAAGAGGCUGAUAGUUCUAUAAGGGAAGCUUCUCACAGAGUUUCCAAAGGCAUUCAUGGCAAGGGACAUUCCCUUUCAAGAAAACUUAAUUCGGAUGGUAGAGUGGAUAUGCAGGCAGUGAUAUGCAGUGAAUAUAUAAUUGAUCUUAUAUUUUUUAACUAAAAAAUUCUAUUAUUUUAUAAUAGAGUAUAACAAAGAAU